Dictyostelium discoideum AX4 is the source of this 2400-nucleotide messenger RNA. Its product is annotated as centrosomal protein 91 kDa. Lineage: Eukaryota; Evosea; Eumycetozoa; Dictyosteliales; Dictyosteliaceae. The record is from RefSeq and is a predicted model, not a curated record. The transcript is spliced from 2 exons. The coding region runs from base 1 to 2400 and encodes 799 amino acids.
AUGUCAUAUCAAUAUGACCAACAACAUAUUAAUAAUGAAUCUAUGACCCAUACACCAAACAGAUCAAGACCAAUCUUUGGUCAUACUAAUAUACCAAUUACUCCAAUAAGAAGUACUCAAUCGCCAACUACCCCUUUAAGACCAAAUAGUGGUAAUAAUAAUAAUAAUAACAACAAUGGAACUAAUAAUAAUAAUAAUAAUAAUGAAACUUCUGGUAAUAAUUUAAAUUUUAAUCAUCAUCUUAAACCAAAUGGCGUUAAAUUUGGAGUUACAAAUCCAAAAAUAAUUACAACAGAUUCAAAUGGCUAUUCUACAAAUAUAAAUUCAAGAACUCCUUCAAAACCACCAUCAUCAUCAUCAUCAGGUAAUAGGCCAUUAACAGCAAGUCAAAGUUAUAUUAUGAAUGAAACAGUUGAAUAUCAAGAUGCUUUUGCCAAAGAAUCCAAUGAUAUUGCAAAUAAUAUUAAAACUCCAAAUAGGCCACAGCAUCAAUAUCAACAACCACAACAUUUUACAACACAACCAGUAUACCAACCAAGUUAUCAAUCAAAUUCAUAUGAUCACCAAAAUAAACAACAACAACAACAACAACAACAACAAUAUCAACACCAAAAUCAACAUCAAAAUCAAAAUGAACAUCAAAAUCAAAAUGAACAUCAUAAUGGUGUUGAUGUUGAAAAUAUACCACCUCCAUCAUCAUCUUCCUCAUCAUCACAACAAACACCAUAUAAUAGAAGUGAAGAAUAUAUAUUAGGUAUGGAAAGACAAUUAGCAUUUUAUAAAUCAUUAUUAAAGGAAAAAUCAAACUAUAAAUUUUCAAACACUCAAGCUAGUGGACAACCACCGCCACCAACAACAACCAAUAAUUAUACAACCACCACUACACAAAGAAGUUAUGGUUUAAAUCAACAACCAUCUUCACCACCAACAACAACAACAACAACAACAACAACAAAUGAAAAUCAACAACAAAAACAAUCAACAACUAAUAAUUUAAAAUCAACAACAGCAGCAACAACAUCAUCAGGAUAUUUUAUUGAUGAAAAUGAUUCAAUAAUUAAAAAGAGAUUAGAUGAAAUGACUGAUAAGAUUUAUUUACAAGAGGAAGAGAUUAGUGAUAAUUUGAAAACCAUUGAACAACAAAAUAAAACCAUCACUAGAUUAGAGAAAGAGAAAAAGAAAUUGAUAGAAUCAGAGAAUCAACUUUUUAGUGAUCUCAAUAGAGUUGAGAGAGAGAAACAAAUGAUACAGAAUGAUCGUGACAAUGCAAUUGAAAGCUUUGAGUUUAGUUCAUCCUCAUUUGCAGAGGAGAAAUCCAGAUUGGAUGAUCAAAUUAGACAAUUACAAAAUCAAGUCAAACAAAUGAAUCGUUCAUUGGAGGAAUGCAAUUCAACCAUUGAUGAAUGGGAUCAAGAGUAUCAAAAACUUCAAUCGGCCUACACCCAAUUGUCAAACCAAGAACAAAAAUACAAACAAGAGAUUAAUCAAAUCUCUGUGAUCUCUCAGGAUAUGAAUCAAUUGAAAUUGGAUUACGAUCAGUCAAUUCAACAAUCCAAUGAACUUUCAUUGGAACUAAAGGAAAAGAAUCAAAAAACCAAAGAGUUGAUAAAGGAAUGUGACGAUUUGAAAUUAAAGGUCUCUCAACAACAACAACAAUUCGAUCAAUUGACCAAUAAAUCUAAAAUGUACAUUGAAUAUAGGGAUAAACAAAUCAAUGAUCUCACAAAAACCACCGAUAGACAAAUUCAACAACUCAAUGAAAAGAUUCAACAACUCAACGAUAUCAUCAUUACAAAGGAUCAAUCAUUGGCAACUUGUAAUUUAGAACGUAAAAAACAACUCAACGAUUUCGCUUUAAACUAUAAAAAACUUCAAGAACAAUAUGAAAUUGUAGAUGUUGAUAAAUCACUUCAAAUCAAUGAAAAGGAUUCUCAAUUAAAUCAAGCAUUAAUUGAUUUAAAAUAUCUUCAUGAUUUAGUUGACAAAUUAAGUCCAGGUUUCUUUAAAAAUUUUCCAAAUAAUAGAAAUCAAUUACAACAACAACCACAACCACCAUCAACUCAACAAACCAGAAUUCCACCAAUUUCAACACAACAAACAAGUCAUGGUGGUGUAAGAGAUCCAUUUUCACCAUCUAGACAAGUACCUCAACCACAACCACAACCACAACCACAACCACAACCACAACCACAACCACAACCACAAUCAAAUAUUAAUAAUCCUCAAAGAAGGAAUUUAAAUGGAAAUAGUGGUAACAGUAGUAGUAGUAAUGGUGCAUUUUCAACAUCUCAACUUAGAACAAAUGGUGGUCCAACCUCAUCAAAUGGUCCAAAUACUCCAAACAGAAAUAUUGGUUUUGAUGGUAGAAUUAAUCAAAACCCUUCAACGGUAAGAAGAUAA